Colletes gigas is the source of this 732-nucleotide messenger RNA. It is a transcript of the gene ND-ASHI, whose product is annotated as NADH dehydrogenase [ubiquinone] 1 beta subcomplex subunit 8, mitochondrial. The record is from RefSeq and is a predicted model, not a curated record. The transcript has 4 exons. Lineage: Eukaryota; Metazoa; Arthropoda; Insecta; Hymenoptera; Colletidae. Gene Ontology annotation, cellular component: mitochondrion. The coding region runs from base 30 to 596 and encodes 188 amino acids.
UACAUAGAGAUAGACUUGAACACUUGAAGAUGGCUGCUGUAUUUAAGACAUUCGGGAAUCUGUCUAAUCGAUUAUUGGUGAAAAAUAAGUUUUGUCAUUGUAUUAUUAAAAGACACAUAGGGAACGAAAAAUUACUAGAAAUAUUUUCCGAAUGGAUCAAACCCGUACAAUUGCGCAAAUGGAUGCCAGGUCCUUUUCCAAAAACAGAAGAAGAGCGAAUCAAGGCUGCAGAAAAAUAUGGUAUGCAUCCACAUGAAUAUGUACCAGGUCCUUAUGAUGACAUCAAUCGUGGAGACUACCCAGACUUACCAUGGAUAGGUGCGGAAGCUAAGGAUCCCUAUUAUCCUUGGGAUUUCCCUGCUUUGAGAAGGAAUUUUAAUGAACCUUUGCAUAGGCAAUAUGAUGCAAUGGGAGAAGAUCGAUGGGCUUAUGGUGUCCGCACAAAAUAUGAUUAUUUCAAAUGUGGCACCUUUUUUGUUGUCUUUUUUGUUGGCGGUUAUGUUAUCUUUUAUAUAUUCCCAAAUUCUAAACCAGCUCUAGGAGAGAAACAAUAUCCAGGAAAAGGAGUACAUUAUACCUUUGAAACAGCAAAAUAAAUAUAUAAUAACCAAAUAUAUAGUUACAAAUAGGUAUAAUAAAUAAAUUACACAAACACUAGUAUGCAUGAAUUUCUUUAAAAUUAUUUCUUAUUGAUUUAAAAUUAAAUUAAAAAUUAUAUUUUUAUUAAAUUAU